UUGAAAUCCUCACCACUGUUGGGCUUUUUUUGUGUGUACGAAUAACAACUCAUCCCCCACCAUCGCUGGCUGCAACACAACAACCAAACUGUACAAGCACAACACUGUGCGAGCAGCAGCCUAUCAUCCAAGCAAGCAAGCAAGCAAAAGCAAGCAAGCGGUCGAGUGUGUUCGCGGCAAACAAACAACAUGGCGUCGCCUGAGCAGAGGGAGUUUAUGGUCAAGAAGAAGAACAAGCGUGGCAAGCUGCAAGACCGCAAGAUUAUCAUUGACCAUGAGCAGAUGGUGGUGCGGACGAAGACCCCGCAAGGGAAACUGCGUCGCGAGAUCAAGAUUAUGUUCCUCAGAGAGAUCAACGUGAUUGCAGCAGAUGGGUUUGAGUUUGUAGUCAAGAUUCGCUGGCAAGACCGUGCACCCACAGAUCACCCGGUGUACUUCCUCAUCUUCGACGACGCAAAGGCACAGCGCAGCUUUGCCAAGCAGCUGCUGGACCUCCGCAUCCAGUCCACAGGGUUCCCGCCAAAGGGGAAUGCCGUAGAUGUGCUGAAGCAAGAAGUCGAAGCAGAGGCGUCUGACGACCAAGGCGCCAGCAUCCACGCGCCACCCGCACAGCAGGGCAAGCAGCCCGAAGCGGGCCAGGAGCGCGCGAGCGUGGCCUCCAAUGCCAGCGCGUCGUCGUCGGACAGCGAGGAAGUCGGUGCCAUGGGCAAAAUCAACACCACCCGCUUGCCAGAGGAUGAACCGCCCAGCACAGAGAACACAGUCACCGUCAUCACCGUCCUUGGCGCUUCUGGUUAUCUCGCAAAGAGCAAAGUCUACCCCGUGCUCUGGACCAUGUAUCGCAAGAGCCUGAUCCCGCGCUCGUCGCUGUUUGUCGGGUAUGCGCGGAGCAAGUUCACCAGUGAGGAGUUUAUGGGCCGCCUUCGCCCGCAUCUCGAGGCGUCGGAAGAGGACGCGACGCUCCUGGACAAGUUUUUGCACCGCUGCGAGUACCAAGUCGGCACCUACGACGAAGAGGAGUCGUUCCGGAAGCUGAACGAAUACAUUGAUCUUCGUGUCGCUGCCAAGGGCAAACUGUACAGCAACCGUGUGUUCUACCUUGCUCUCCCCAUCCCCGUCAUCAAGACCGUCACAGAACACCUCAGCAAGCACUGCCAGGCACAGGCCGGGUGGACGCGCAUUGUGCUGGAAAAACCGUUUGGAACAGACCUGGAGUCGUUCAAAUCGCUCAGCGCGCACCUGUUGAAGAGUUUCAAGGAGGAGCAGAUUUACCGCAUGGACCACUAUCUUGGCAAGGAGAUGGUGCAGAACUUGCUGCUGCUGCGCUUUGGCAACCGCAUUUUCCAUUCCGUGUGGAACCGCAACCACAUCAAGGCUGUUAUCAUCUCCGUGAAAGAGCCGACGGCCCUGGGCGUCUACAACACCUACUUUGACCAGCAGGGCAUCAUCAGGGACAUGAUCCAGAACCACCUGCUGCAGCUUGCGUCACUCGUUGCAAUGGAGGCCCCGCUCACCCCCAAGGCCGAUGACAUUCGCAAGGAGAAGCUCAAGUGCCUUCGCUGCUUCGAACAAGUCACAUCAGACAAUGUUGUGAUUGGCCAGUACACGGCCUCUGCCGACCACUGCGGGUACAGGGAGGAGGAGGGCGUGGGUGCUGCGUCCAACACGCCGACGUUUGCUGUUGCGCGGCUCAACAUCCGCAACGACCGCUGGGACGGCGUCCCGUUUCUUCUCAAGUGCGGCAAGGGCCUCAACGAGAACAAGGCUGAGGUUCGCAUCCAGUUCAAGGAGAACGCCGGGGAGAUCUUCAAUGGAACGCACCGCAACGAGCUUGUGUUGCGCGUGCAGCCAAAGGAGCAAGUGCAGCUGAAGAUGGAUGUGAAGCAGCCCGGAAUGUCAUUUGACACUGCGCAGACGCACCUGGACCUGUCGUACCCAGAGCGACUGCAGCUGGCAGCGGCGCCCACCGCAUAUGAACGCCUUCUCAUCGACGUCAUCCAGGGCAACACCACAAACUUCCUCACAGCGGCGGAGCUGGAGGAGGCGUGGCGCAUCUUUGCUCCCGUGCACGCCGACAUCGACGCCCGCAAGAUCCAGCCAGAGGCCUACACAUACGGAAGCCGUGGGCCCGAGUCUGCGGAUGCGUUUAUCAAGGACGCGGGCUACCAGUACGAGCAAUACGACGACAAAGAGGCGUGAUCACCACACACGCGCACACGCGUACACCCGUCACAGCGUUUUCAUGUUGCUUUCCAUUCCCCGUCUGUCUCUGCUUGCUUCUUUGUUCGUCUUGCUCUCAGUUGCUGUGCGUGCUUGCAUGGUUCAUUGAUGAUGAUUGACUCGUUCCAUGUUGUGUCGUUGUAAUAGAACCUUGUGCUGGGCAAGAGUGGUCAAUUGGCUCGUUGCACAACGACAAUGAAGACAGUGGCGGUGAUGAGGGGACCGAC
Messenger RNA from Salpingoeca rosetta, 2447 nucleotides. Its product is annotated as glucose-6-phosphate 1-dehydrogenase. Lineage: Eukaryota; Choanoflagellata; Craspedida; Salpingoecidae. Gene Ontology annotation, molecular function: NADP binding; glucose-6-phosphate dehydrogenase activity. The record is from RefSeq and is a predicted model, not a curated record. The transcript has 16 exons. Gene Ontology annotation, cellular component: cytosol. Gene Ontology annotation, biological process: glucose metabolic process; pentose-phosphate shunt, oxidative branch. Bases 190 to 2199 code for a protein of 669 amino acids.